Molecule: messenger RNA, 2055 nt
Organism: Penicillium angulare
Lineage: Eukaryota; Fungi; Ascomycota; Eurotiomycetes; Eurotiales; Aspergillaceae
Product: fungal specific transcription factor domain-containing protein
Exons: 4
Coding region: 1-2055 (684 amino acids)
Biological process (GO): DNA-templated transcription
Cellular component (GO): nucleus
Molecular function (GO): zinc ion binding; DNA binding
Source: RefSeq, a predicted model, not a curated record
AUGAAUGUUGCGGAAUAUCAGUCUUCAAGGGUAUCAAUGGGUGCUCCGGGUAUAAGGACAGAAGAAGAAACAGCCAAGAGGAGAUCAAAUUUGAAUUCCUCUGAGAUCCCAGCAGCAGCAGCAAGCUAUCAACCGCCAACAAACCAGAUAACUUCAGCUCGAGCCCAGGAAUCACUGGAGAACAGACCAAUCUCCAAACGAAGACGAUUAUCUCAAUCAGAGUACCUGGGCAUGACAAGUCAUUUCGCUUUGUUCAAAGAAAGCACCGAGAACCUCGAAUUUUCACUUCCACACUCAUCCCAAGAACCCAAUGAUCACAAUCUCCAACAUCAAAGUGAAAAUCAAAUUCAAAGUCGACUCCAAUCCCAAUCCCUAGAAGGAGCCGAAGUCCCCAUUGAAAGCGAAGAAGUCCGCCGCGGUGCCCACCUCCUCCGCCUCUUACGAAAAGUUCCAAAAUACGAACUCAUAGCAGAAGCAUGGGUGAUAGGCACGCAAGAAGGUGAUUUCCUCGGUCGUCCACUCGUGGAAACAACUUUCAGUUCGUUACGAGGUCUAGAACUUUCGUCGCUGCAUCAUGAUACACAUACACAUCCAGACACAGAAGACUCAAAACUCUUCACUCUCUCACGAAAGAUUUUCAAUAUGUUCACUAACCCGAUCCCAAUACGCUCUUCAUCAACAUUUGACGAAUACAUGGCCUCGUUAUCCUAUCGGUGGGAAAUCGUGGGAUUGGCAUUCUGUUUUAUUGGAAUGGGGACUGUAUUUCCUGGUGCGUGGGAAUCUAUCGCCAUAAAUGAGGCUGAUUUAUCGGGUAUGUCGAGGAAUGAACUUGGGGAAGCGGCGAUGAAUGCUACGGAGAAUUGUUUGGCAUUUUGUAAUGAGGCGGGUGUUUUGAAUGAUGCGGUUAGUUGGUUGAAUUCUUUGAGGACUAUGCUUACUACGCUGGUUUAUGGGGAUAGAGACUACAGAUCCUGGAGAGCACUAGGUGAUCUCUCAACCAUCAUCUUCUCACUCGGUCUCAAUCAACCAUCAUCGGAUCCAGAUAUCCCAUUCUGGCUCUUAGAGACUCGAAAACGGCUCAUGGGACAUGCAUUCAGCGCAGAUAAGCAGCUCGCCACGUUCCUAGGAAGACCACCGCGUAUCAGCUCGCGAUUCUGCAAUAUCUCCCUUCCUCUAGAUCUCAGCUUUAAAGAGCUCAUUUCAAAUCCCGAGGCAUGCAAUUUGGCAAUGAGCAAACUAGAUGCUGAGGGCUGGAACACGGUGGAACAUGAUCCACAAGCUGUUUGGUUGAGGGUUUGUUUGAUGAUGGGUCCUGUAAGAGAGAAUAUUCUUGAGUUAUCGCUGAAUAACCAGGUUGAGAACUUGCAGGGGAAAGUUGAACAACUACUUCAGCACUCUGAGGAUGUCUGGGGUAGUCUCCCAUCAUUCCUUCAGAGGAAAGAUAAUCCUGAGCUCCUUUCGCAGUUUCCAAGUGUUUAUCUCCAGUUACACUUGGACUAUAUCUAUAAUCGGUUCUUAAUAUACAGAAUUCUAUCGAAACGACUAGACAUCUGGUCUCCAGACCUAGUAAAAGUCUCCAUCGAAAUUCUCGACGAAGUCCUCCUCCUAAUCGACCAUCGGAUCAGCAUAGGAAAGUUCUCUCCCGAGUUAUCCUGGGUAAUGUCAUUCUACGGCCUUUCAACAGCUGGCGUUUUAUCAAUCGAACUUGUCCGCCGCGCAUCUAGUCUAAAUUUUCCUAUUGAGCCAUCUGAUUCUGCAACACCUUUCCCUCGAUCACGAGUUGUUCAGAGUCUUAGUGUGUUUGCUUCUUAUCUUCAGACUAUUGUUCAGCCGAAUGAGGGUAAUUAUGAUAUUUGUCAACAGGCAAGGGAGACGAUUAGACGCGUGUUGGACUUUGUUUUGUCUGAGAGGACUACUACGCAGGCGAUUACUGUGCCGAAUUCUCGUAUUCCCGAGAAUACUGAUUUGACGGAUAGUAUCCUUGACUAUAAUUACUAUAUUACGCAUCUUGAUAACUGGCAGUUUGAGCUGCAAGAUACACUUCAGAUGUUCUAA